Salarias fasciatus (jewelled blenny) is the source of this 11636-nucleotide messenger RNA. RefSeq names its product transformation/transcription domain-associated protein (gene trrap). The record is from RefSeq and is a predicted model, not a curated record. Gene Ontology annotation, cellular component: nucleus; SAGA complex; NuA4 histone acetyltransferase complex. The transcript has 72 exons. Bases 96 to 11636 code for a protein of 3846 amino acids. NCBI's taxonomy places the organism in Eukaryota, Metazoa, Chordata, Actinopteri, Blenniiformes, Blenniidae. Gene Ontology annotation, biological process: regulation of DNA-templated transcription; DNA repair. Gene Ontology annotation, molecular function: protein binding.
CCUGUCGGCGUUGUCGGCCUGCAUGGCACCGCAGUGACCAGGCGGAUCAGUGGAGACUGCAGCCCGGUCGGCCCCCCUCCCUCCCGGCGGCCGCCAUGGCCUUCGUACCCACGUCCAGCCCCACCGUGGUGGACCAGACCACCCUCAUGAAGAAGUACCUGCAGUUCGUGGCGGCGCUCACGGACACGAACACACCUGAUGAAACCAAACUCAAGAUGAUGCAGGAGGUCAGCGAGAACUUCGAGAAUGUGACGUCUUCGCCUCAAUACUCCACCUUCCUGGAGCACAUCAUCCCUCGCUUCCUCACCUUCCUCAAGGACGGGGAGGUGCAGUUUCUUCAGGAGAAACCCACACAGCAACUGCGGAAGCUCGUCCUUGAAAUCAUCCACCGCAUUCCCACAAACGAGCACCUUCGUCCGCACACCAAGAACAUCCUGGCGCUGAUGUUCUGCUUCCUGGAGAUUGAAAGUGAGGAAAAUGUGCUGAUAUGCCUGCGAAUCAUUAUUGAGCUGCAUAAGCAGUUCCGGCCGCCGAUCUCUCAGGAGAUUCACCACUUCCUGGACUUUGUGAAGCAGAUUUAUAAAGACCUUCCUAAAGUUGUGGCGAGGUACUUUGAGAACCCGCAGGUGAUAGCAGAGAACACGGUUCCCUCUCCAGAGAUGGUGGGGAUGAUCACGUCCGUGCUGGUGAAGACGGCGCCCGAGAGGGAGGACAGCGAGACGCGAACCCACACCAUCAUCCCCCGAGGGUCCCUGUCUCUCAAGGUGCUGGCGGAGCUGCCCAUCAUCGUGGUGCUGAUGUAUCAGCUGUACAAGCUGAACAUCCACAACGUGGUGUCGGAGUUCGUCCCCCUCAUCAUGAACACCAUCAUGCUGCAGGUGUCUCCGGCGGCCAGGCAACACAAGCUCUACAACAAGGAGCUGUACGCAGACUUCAUCGCUGCGCAGAUCAAGACGCUGUCGUUCCUGGCCUACAUCAUCCGGAUCUACCAGGACCUGGUGGGGAAAUACUCCCAGCAGAUGGUGAAGGGCAUGCUGCAGCUGCUGUCCAACUGCCCCUCCGAGACGGCCCACCUCCGCAAGGAGCUGCUCAUCGCGGCCAAGCACAUCCUGACCACCGACCUGCGCAGCCAGUUCAUUCCUUGCAUGGACAAACUCUUCGACGAGUCCAUCCUGAUUGGCUCUGGCUACACGGCUCGAGAGACGCUCCGGCCGCUGGCCUACAGCACGCUGGCCGACCUGGUGCACCACGUCCGCCAGAACCUGCCGCUGACGGACCUGUCGCUCGCCGUGCAGCUCUUCGCCAAGAACAUCGACGACGAGUCGCUGCCCAGCAACAUCCAGACCAUGUCCUGCAAGCUGCUGCUCAACCUGGUGGACUGCAUCCGCUCCAAGUCGGAGCAGGAGAACGGCAACGGGCGCGACAUCCUGAUGAGGAUGCUGGAGGUGUUCGUGCUGAAGUUCCACACCAUCGCGCGCUACCAGCUCGUCUCCAUCUUCAAGAAGUGCAAGCCCCAGUCGGAGAUGGGCGUGGUGGACCCGGGGGUGCUGCCCGGGGUGCCGGCCACGCCCACGCCGUCCACCACCCCGGCCAUCCUGCCGCCCGCCCCGCCCACGCCCGUGGCGGCCGCGCCGCCGCCCCAGCCGCCGACCACGCCGUUCGACCGGCCCGGCGACAAGGAGGACAAGCAGACCUUCCAGGUGUCGGACUGCCGCAGUCUGGUGAAGACGCUGGUGUGCGGCGUGAAGACCAUCACCUGGGGCAUCACGUCCUGCAAGGCCCCCGGGGAGGCUCAGUUCAUUCCUAACAAGCAGCUUCAGCCGAAAGAGACUCAGAUCUACAUCAAGCUGGUGAAAUACGCCAUGCAGGCCCUGGACAUCUACCAGGUUCAGGUCGCCAACAACCAGCAGACGUACAUCCGGGUGGCCAACUGCCAGACGGUGCGCAUGAAGGAGGAGAAGGAGGUGCUGGAGCACUUCGCCGGGGUCUUCACCAUGAUGAACCCGCUCACCUUCAAGGAGAUCUUCCAGACCACCGUGCCCUACAUGGUGGAGAGGAUCUCCAAGAACUACGCCCUGCAGAUCGUGGCCAACUCCUUCCUGGCCAACCUGUCUACCUCGGCGCUGUUCGCCACCAUCCUGGUGGAGUAUCUCCUGGAGCGGCUUCCCGAGAUGGGCUCCAACGUGGAGCUCUCCAACCUCUACCUCAAGCUCUUCAAGCUGGUGUUCGGCUCGGUGUCGCUGUUUGCUGCCGAGAACGAGCAGAUGCUGAAGCCUCACCUCCACAAGAUCGUGAACAGCUCCAUGGAGCUGGCCCAGUCUGCCAAAGAGCCCUACAACUACUUCCUCCUGCUGCGGGCGCUCUUCCGCUCCAUCGGCGGCGGCAGCCACGACCUGCUGUACCAGGAGUUCCUCCCUCUGCUCCCCAACCUGCUGCAGGGCCUGAACAUGCUGCAGAGCGGCCUCCACAAGCAGCACAUGAAGGACCUGUUCGUGGAGCUGUGCCUGACGGUGCCGGUGCGCCUCAGCUCGCUGCUGCCCUACCUGCCCAUGCUGAUGGACCCGCUGGUCUCCGCCCUCAACGGCUCGCAGACGCUGGUCAGCCAGGGCCUGCGCACGCUGGAGCUGUGCGUGGACAACCUGCAGCCCGACUUCCUGUACGACCACAUCCAGCCCGUCCGGGCCGAGCUGAUGCAGGCGCUGUGGCGCACCCUCCGCAACCCGGCGGAGAGCAUCUCCCACGUGGCGUACCGCGUGCUGGGCAAGUUCGGCGGCAGCAACCGGAAGAUGCUGAAGGAGUCGCAGCGGCUGCACUACGUGGUGACGGAGGUCCAGGGGCCCAGCAUCAAGGCCGAGUUCACCGACUGCAAGGCCUCCAUACAGCUGCCCAUGGAGAAGGCCAUCGAGACGGCGCUGGACUGCCUGAAGAGCGCCAACACGGAGCCGUACUACCGGCGGCAGGCCUGGGAGGUCAUCAAGUGUUUCCUGGUGGCCAUGACCAGCCUGGACGACAACAAGCACGCCCUCUACCAGCUGCUGUCCCACCCCAACUUCACGGAGAAGUGGAUCCCCAGCGUCAUCAUUUCCCACCGCUACAAGGCUCAGGACACGCCGGCGCGCCGGACCUUCGAGCAGGCGCUGACCGGCGCCUUCAUGUCCGCCGUCAUCAAGGACCUGCGGCCCAGCGCGCUGCCCUUCGUGGCCAGCCUCAUCCGCCACUACACCAUGGUGGCCGUGGCGCAGCAGUGCGGUCCCUUCCUGCUGCCGUGCUACCAGCUGGGCAGCCAGCCCAGCACCGCCAUGUUCCACAGCGAGGAGAACGGCUCCAAGGGCAUGGACCCGCUGGUGCUGAUCGACGCCAUCGCCAUCUGCAUGGCGUACGAGGAGAAGGAGCUGUGCAAGAUCGGCGAGGUGGCGCUGGCGGUCAUCUUCGACGUGGCCAGCAUCAUCCUGGGCUCCAAGGAGCGGGCGUGCCAGCUGCCCCUGUUCUCCUACAUCGUGGAGCGCCUGUGCGCCUGCUGCUACGAGCAGGCCUGGUACGCCAAGCUGGGCGGCGUGGUGUCCAUCAAGUUCCUGAUGGAGCGGCUGCCGCUCAUCUGGGUGCUGCAGAACCAGCUCACCUUCCUCAAGGCGCUGCUGUUCGUCAUGAUGGACCUGACCGGAGAGGUGUCGAACGGAGCGGUCGCCAUGGCGAAGACCACCCUGGAGCAGCUGCUGGUGCGCUGCGCCACGCCGCUGAAGGACGAGGAGAAGACGGACGAGCUGCAGGCCGCCCACGAUAAGUCCUUCCACAUGGUGACGCACGACCUGGUGCGGGAGGUCACCUCGCCCAACUCCACCGUCCGCAAGCAGGCCAUGCACUCGCUGCAGGUGCUGGCCCAGGUCACCGGCAAGAGCGUGACGGUCAUCAUGGAGCCGCACAAGGAGGUUUUGCAAGACAUGGUUCCUCCCAAGAAGCACCUGCUGCGCCACCAGCCUGCCAACGCCCAGAUCGGCCUGAUGGAGGGCAACACCUUCUGCACCACCCUGCAGCCCCGCCUCUUCACCAUGGACCUCAACGUCAUGGAGCACAAGGUCUUCUACACUGAGCUGUUGAACCUGUGCGAGGCGGAGGACGCCGCUCUGAUGAAGCUGCCCUGCUACAAGAGCCUGCCCUCCCUCGUUCCUCUGCGCAUCGCCGCCCUCAAUGCCCUGGCAGCCUGCAACUACCUGUCUCAGUCCAGAGAGAAGAUCAUCGCCGUUCUGUUCAAAGCUCUGAAUUCCACCAACAACGAGCUGCAGGAGGCCGGCGAGGCCUGCAUGAGGAAGUUCCUGGAGGGGGCGACCAUCGAGGUGGACCAGAUCCACACCCACAUGCGUCCGCUGCUGAUGAUGCUGGGCGACUACCGCAGCCUGACGCUCAACGUGGUCAACCGCCUCACCUCCGUCACCCGCCUCUUCCCCAACUCCUUCAACGACAAGUUCUGUGACCAGAUGAUGCAACACCUGCGGAAGUGGAUGGAGGUUGUUGUGAUCACGCACAAAGGCGGCCAGCGCAGCGACGGCAGUGAGAUGAAGAUCUGCUCCGCCAUCAUCAACCUGUUCCACCUGAUCCCGGCGGCGCCGCAGACGCUGGUCAAGCCCCUGCUGGAGGUGGUGAUGAAGACGGAGCGGGCCAUGCUCAUCGAGGCCGGCAGUCCGUUCAGAGAGCCGCUGAUCAAGUUCCUGACGCGCCACCCGUCCCAGACGGUGGAGCUGUUCAUGAUGGAGGCCACGCUCAACGACCCGCAGUGGAGCCGCAUGUUCAUGAGUUUCCUGAAACACAAAGACGCCAAGCCGCUGCGGGACGUUCUGGCCUCCAACCCCAACCGCUUCGUGCCGCUGCUCGUUCCCGCCGGCGCCGCCGCCACGGUGCGCCCCGGGUCUCCGUCCACCACCACCGCCAGGCUGGACCUGCAGUUCCAGGCCAUCAAGAUCAUCAGCAUCAUCGUGAAGAACGACGAGGGCUGGCUGGCGGGGCAGCACUCCCUGGUCAGCCAGCUGCGGCGGGUCUGGGUGAGCGAGGCCUUCCAGGAGCGCCACCGCAAAGACAACAUGGCCGCCACCAACUGGAAGGAGCCCAAGCUGCUGGCCUACUGUCUGCUGAGCUACUGCAAGCGCAACUACUCAGAGAUCGAGCUGCUGUUCCAGCUGCUGCGGGCCUUCACCGGCCGCUUCCUCUGCAACAUGACCUUCCUGAAGGAGUACAUGGAGGAGGACAUCCCCCGCAACUACUCCAUCGCCCAGAAACGCGCCCUGUUCUUCCGCUUCGUCGAGUUCAACGACCCCCACUUCAACGACGAGCUGAAGGCGAAGGUGCUGCAGCACAUCCUGAACCCGGCCUUCCUGCACAGCUUCGAGAAGGGGGAAGGCGAGCAGCUGCUCGGGCCGCCCAACCCGGAGGGAGACAACCCCGAGAGCAUCACCAGCGUCUUCAUCACCAAGGUUCUGGACCCGGAGAAGCAGGCGGACCUGCUGGACUCGCUGCGGAUCUGCCUGCUGCAGUUCUCCACCCUGCUGGUGGAGCACGCGCCCCACCACAUCCACGACAACAACAAGUCGCGCAACAGCAAGCUGCGCCGCCUCAUGACCUUCGCCUGGCCGUGCCUGCUGCCCAAGGCCUGCGUGGAUCCCGCCUGCAAGUACAGCGGCCACCUGCUGCUGGCCCACAUCAUCGCCAAGUUCGCCAUCCACAAGAAGAUCGUCCUCCAGGUGUUCCACAGUCUGCUGAAGGCUCACACCAUGGAGGCCCGGGCCAUCGUCCGCCAGGCCAUGGCCAUCCUGACGCCGGCCGUGCCGGCGCGCAUGGAGGACGGCCACCAGAUGCUGACCCACUGGACCCGCAAGAUCAUCGUGGAGGAGGGCCACACCGUGCCGCAGCUGGUCCACAUCCUGCACCUCAUCGUGCAGCACUUCAGGGUCUACUAUCCGGUCCGCCACCACCUGGUGCAGCACAUGAUCAGCGCCAUGCAGCGGCUGGGCUUCACGCCCAGCGUGACCAUCGAGCAGCGGAAGCUGGCGGUGGAUCUGGCCGAGGUGGUGAUCAAGUGGGAGCUGCAGAGAAUCAAAGACCAGCAGCCAGAGUCGGAGGCCGAGAUGGCGCCCGGCGGUGAGGGGACGAGCGGGGCGGCCGUGAAGCGAGGGCUGUCGCUGGACGCCGCCGCCGCCGCAGGACAGGACGUGAAGAGGUUCCGCACGGCGGCCGGCGCCGCCUCCACGGUGUUCGGCCGCAGCCAGUCGCUGCCGGGCACGGAGACCAUGCUCACCAAGCCGGUGGAGAAGCAGCACACCGACACCGUGGUCAACUUCCUCAUCAGGAUCGCCUGCCAGGUGAACGACAGCACCAACGUGGCGGGCUCCCCCGGCGAGCUGCUGUCCCGCCGCUGCGUCGGCCUGAUGAAGACGGCGCUGCGGCCCGACAUGUGGCCGCGCGCCGAGCUCAAGCUGCAGUGGUUCGACAAGCUGCUGAUGACCGUGGAGCAGCCGGCUCAGGCCAACAUCUCCAACAUCUGCACCGGCCUGGAGAUCCUGUGCUUCCUGCUGACGGUGCUGCAGUCGCCGGCCAUCCUGGCGCACUUCAAGCCGCUGCAGCGCGGCAUCGCCGCCUGCAUGACCUGCGGCAACACCAAGGUGCUGCGCGCCGUGCACUCCCUGCUGUCCCGCCUCAUGAGCAUCUUCCCCACCGAGCCCAGCACGUCGACUGUGGCGUCCAAGUAUGAGGAGCUGGAGUGCCUGUACGCCGCCGUGGGAAAGGUCAUCUACGAGGGGCUGACCAACUACGAAAAAGCCACCAGCAACACCAACCCCACGCAGCUGUUCGGAACGCUGAUGAUCCUGAAGUCGGCCUGCAGCUACAACGCCAGCUACAUCGACCGCCUCAUCUCCGUCUUCAUGCGCUCGCUGCAGAAGAUGGUGCGGGAGCACCUGGGGCCCCAGCAGGCCAACCCGGGCGUCACCGAGACCACCACAGUGACCAGCGAGCUGGUGAUGCUGAGCCUGGACCUGGUGAAGACCCGGCUGUCCGUCAUGAGCAUGGAGAUGAGGAAGAACUUCAUCCAGGUCAUCCUCACCUCCCUGAUCGAGAAGUCGCCCGACCCCAAGAUCCUGCGCGCCGUGGUGAAGAUCGUGGAGGAGUGGGUGAAGAACAACUCGCCCAUGGCCGCCAACCAGAUGCCGAACCUGCGCGAGAAGUCCAUCCUGCUGGUGAAGAUGAUGACCUACAUCGAGAAGCGCUUCCCCGACGAGCUGGAGCUCAACGCCCAGUUCCUGGACCUCGUUAAUUACGUCUACAGGGACGAGAGCCUGUCGGGGAGCGACAUCACGUCCAAGCUGGAGCCGGCCUUCCUGUCGGGGCUGCGCUGCUCGCAGCCGCUCAUCCGCGCCAAGUUCUUCGAGGUGUUCGACGCCUCCAUGAAGCGGCGCGUCUACGAGCGGCUGCUCUACAUCUGCUGCUCGCAGAACUGGGAGGCCAUGGGCAGCCACUUCUGGAUCAAGCAGUGCAUCGAGCUGCUGCUGGCGGUGUGCGAGCGGAACACCAUCAUCGGCACCAGCUGCCAGGGCUCCAUGCUGCCCUCCAUCACCAACGUCAUCAACCUGGCCGACAGCCACGACCGCGCCGCCUUCGCCAUGGCCACGCACGUCAAGCAGGAGCCGCGCGAGCGCGAGACCAGCGAGACCAAGGAGGAGGAUGUGGAGAUCGACAUCGAGCUGGCGCCGGGCGACCAGACGACCAUCCCCAAGACCAAGGAGCAGGCGGAGAGGGACGCCGGCAACCAGCUGCACAUGCUGACCAACCGGCACGACAAGUUCCUGGACUCCCUGCGCGAGGUCAAGACCGGGGCUCUUCUCAACGCGCUGGUGCAGCUCUGCCACAUCUCCACGCCGCUGGCCGAGAGGUCCUGGGUGCAGCUCUUCCCUCGCCUCUGGAAGAUUCUCUCCGACAGGCAGCAGCACGCUCUGUCCGGGGAGAUGAGCCCCUUCCUGUGCAGCGGCAGCCACCAGGCCCAGAGGGACUGCCAGCCCAGCGCCCUCAACUGCUUCGUGGAGGCCAUGUCGCAGUGCGUGCCGCCCAUCCCCAUCCGGCCCUGCGUGCUCAAGUACCUGGGCAAGACGCACAACCUGUGGCUGCGCUCCACCCUCAUGCUGGAGCAGCAGGCCUUCGAGAAGGGCCUCAGCCUGCACAGCAAGCCCAAGCAGAGCACCGAGUUCUACGAGCAGGAGAGCAUCACGCCGCCGCAGCAGGAGAUCCUGGACUCGCUGGCGGAGCUCUACUCCCUGCUCCAGGAGGAGGACAUGUGGGCCGGCCUGUGGCAGAAGAGGUGCAAGUUCCCCGAGACGGCCACGGCCAUCGCCUACGAGCAGCACGGCUUCUUCGAGCAGGCUCAGGAAAGCUACGAGAAAGCGAUGGAGAAGGCCAGGAAGGACCACGAGAGGAGCAACGCGUCGUCCGCCAUCUUCCCCGAGUACCAGCUGUGGGAGGACCACUGGAUCCGCUGCUCUAAAGAGCUGAACCAGUGGGAGCCGCUGACCGAGUACGGCCAGUCCAAAGGCCACUCCAAUCCCUAUCUGGUGCUCGAGUGCGCCUGGAGGGUUUCCAACUGGGCGGCGAUGAAGGAGGCGCUGGUGCAGGUGGAGCUCAGCUGCCCCAAGGAGAUGGCGUGGAAGGUGAACAUGCACCGCGGCUACCUGGCCAUCUGCCACCCGGAGGAGCAGCAGCUCAACUUCAUCGAGCGCCUGGUGGAGAUGGCGUCCAGCCUGGCCAUCCGCGAGUGGCGGCGGCUGCCGCACAUCGUGUCGCACGUGCACACGCCGCUGCUGCAGGCGGCCCAGCAGAUCAUCGAGCUGCAGGAGGCGGCCCAGAUCAACGCCGGGCUGCAGCCGGCCAACCUGGGCCGCAACACCAGCCUGCACGACAUGAAGACGGUGGUGAAGACCUGGAGGAACCGGCUGCCCAUCGUGUCCGACGACCUGUCCCACUGGAGCAGCAUCUUCAUGUGGCGCCAGCACCACUACCAAGCCAUCGUGACGGCGUACGAGACCAACACGCAGCACGACCCCAACAACAACAACGCCAUGCUGGGCGUCCACGCCUCGGCCUCCGCCAUCAUCCAGUACGGGAAGAUCGCCCGCAAGCAGGGCCUGGUGAACGUGGCUCUGGACAUCCUGAGCCGGAUCCACACCAUCCCCACCGUGCCCAUCGUCGACUGCUUCCAGAAGAUCCGGCAGCAGGUCAAGUGCUACCUGCAGCUGGCGGGCGUCAUGGGCAAGAACGAGUGCAUGCAGGGUCUGGAGGUGAUCGAGUCCACCAACCUGAAGUACUUCACCAAGGAGAUGACGGCCGAGUUCUACGCUCUGAAGGGCAUGUUCCUGGCUCAGAUCAACAAGUCGGAGGAGGCCAACAAGGCGUUCUCGGCGGCGGUGCAGAUGCACGACGUGCUGGUGAAGGCCUGGGCCAUGUGGGGCGACUACCUGGAGAACAUCUUCGUCAAGGACCGCCAGCUCCACCUGGGCGUGUCGGCCAUCACCUGCUACCUGCACGCCUGCCGGCACCAGAACGAGAGCAAGUCCCGCAAGUACCUGGCCAAGGUGCUGUGGCUGCUCAGCUUCGACGACAAGAACACCCUGGCGGACGCCGUGGACAAGUACUGCAUCGGCGUGCCGCCCAUCCAGUGGCUGGCCUGGAUCCCGCAGCUCCUCACCUGCCUGGUGGGGUCGGAGGGCAAACCGCUGCUCAACCUCAUCAGCCAGGUGGGACGAGUGUACCCCCAGGCCGUCUACUUCCCCAUCCGCACCCUCUACCUGACUCUGAAGAUCGAGCAGCGGGAGCGCUACAAGAGCGACUCGUCCGGCCAGCAGCAGCCCAGCUCGGUGGGGGCCCAGCCGCACUCGGGCGGCUCCGACCCGGGCCCCAUCCGCGCCACGGCGCCCAUGUGGCGCUGCAGCCGCAUCAUGCACAUGCAGCGCGAGCUGCACCCCACCCUGCUGUCCUCCCUGGAGGGCAUCGUGGACCAGAUGGUCUGGUUCAGGGAGAACUGGCACGAGGAGGUGCUGCGGCAGCUCCAGCAGGGCCUCGCCAAGUGCUACUCGGUGGCCUUCGAGAAGAGCGGCGCCGUGUCGGACGCCAAGAUCACGCCGCACACGCUCAACUUCGUCAAGAAGCUGGUCAGCACCUUCGGCGUGGGCCUGGAGAACGUGUCCAACGUGUCCACCAUGUUCUCCAGCGCCGCCUCCGAGUCGCUGGCGCGCCGCGCCCAGGCCACGGCGCAGGACCCGGUCUUCCAGAAGAUGAAGGGCCAGUUCACCACAGACUUCGACUUCAGCGUCCCGGGAUCCAUGAAGCUGCACAACCUCAUCUCCAAGCUGAAGAAGUGGAUCAAGAUCCUGGAGGCCAAGACCAAGCAGCUGCCCAAGUUCUUCCUCAUCGAGGAGAAGUGCCGCUUCCUCAGCAACUUCUCGGCGCAGACGGCCGAGGUGGAGAUCCCGGGCGAGUUCCUCAUGCCCAAACCCACGCACUACUACAUCAAGAUCGCCAGGUUCAUGCCCCGGGUGGAGAUCGUCCAGAAGCACAACACGGCGGCGCGCCGCCUCUACAUCCGCGGCCACAACGGCAAGAUCUACCCGUACCUGGUGAUGAACGACGCCUGCCUGACGGAGUCGCGGCGGGAGGAGCGGGUGCUGCAGCUGCUGCGCCUCCUCAACCCCUGCCUGGAGAAGAGGAAGGAGACCACCAAGAGGCACCUCUUCUUCACCGUGCCCCGGGUGGUGGCGGUGUCGCCCCAGAUGCGCCUGGUGGAGGACAACCCGUCGUCGCUGUCGCUGGUGGAGAUCUACAAGCAGCGCUGCGCCAAGAAGGGCAUCGAGCACGACAACCCCAUCUCGCGCUACUACGACCGGCUGGCCACGGUCCAGGCCCGAGGCACGCAGGCCAGCCACCAGGUGCUGAGGGACAUCCUGAAGGAGGUGCAGGGCAACAUGGUGCCGCGCAGCAUGCUGAAGGAGUGGGCCCUGCACACCUUCCCCAACGCCACCGACUACUGGACCUUCCGCAAGAUGUUCACCAUCCAGCUGGCGCUCAUCGGCCUGGCCGAGUUCAUGCUGCACCUCAACCGGCUCAACCCCGAGAUGCUGCAGAUCGCGCAGGACACGGGGAAGCUGAACGUCUCCUACUUCCGCUUCGACAUCAACGACGCCACGGGCGACCUGGACGCCAACCGGCCCGUCCCCUUCCGCCUGACGCCCAACAUCUCCGAGUUCCUGACCACCAUCGGCGUGUCGGGCCCGCUCACCGCCUCCAUGAUCGCCGUGGCGCGCUGCUUCGCCCAGCCCAACUUCAAGGUGGACGGCAUCCUGAAGGCGGUGCUCCGCGACGAGAUCAUCGCGUGGCACAAGAAGACGCAGGAGGACACCAGCAUCCCGCUGUCGCCGGCCGGCCAGCCGGAGAACAUGGACUCGCAGCAGCUGGUGUCGCUGGUGCAGAAGGCGGUGACCGCCAUCAUGACGCGGCUGCACACGCUGGCGCAGUUCGAGGGCGGCGAGAGCAAGGUCAACACGCUGGUGGCCGCCGCCAACAGCCUGGACAACCUGUGCCGGAUGGACCCGGCGUGGCACCCCUGGCUCUGA